AUGGAAGCAUCUCAUCUACCCCCAGAGGGGAUUGUACUUCCCCCGAGUCCCAUGAAUUCGGUCGACUCGACGACAUCCGCAGUCGAGACAACGGAGCCGGAAGAGAGUGUCAUGAUCACCUUAACACUCACGCCGCACCCGCCCGCCGCUUCCCCGAGUCGUUUGCCUUUCACCCGCUCCCAUUUCCGGUCGCGAUCUUUAGCAGAAGUCCCGGGGCUCCCUAUGACGCGCGCUCGUUCUUCCCCCGGGUUGGAUUCACGGGGAAGAUAUAUCUUCGUCAACGGCCGCGAUGCACCGGCAAACUUCGUGGACAACACUCCCAAACGCUACCUACCCUUGCAGGCCACAUCUGGGGAAAACCUCGAGGCGAGAAUGGUACCACGGAACAUCUCCCAAACCAUCUCAGAACAUGCCGAGCUCGACACGGGAAUGGCCUCGUCCCAAGGGGUGCAUCCCGCUGCAUCACCUAUGUUUUCUUACACUUUCCCGCGCAUCGGUCGCCGACGACCAUCGUCUCCCCUCCAUUUUCAUGCUGGGAAUCCUACUGGGCAGUCAUCUAGCAGCCCCUCUUCCGCACACUCCUCUCCAGUCAUUCUGAAUUCCAGAUACAACGAAUCUUACCCGGCACAUUCUGCAUCCUCGACUUCCUCAAUUCCUUCCACACCUACCAGUAUCCGGUCUCGUAGUCCGAGUAUCUCUUCGUUGGAAACUAUCCCAGACAUACCUGAUGCUGAAGCCGAAGCUACUGAAGCCGACCAGAUCGCGGCCUUGAAAGCUGCUGCCGAUAGAGCAGAUGAAGCGGAGGCGGCGGCAAAUGGGAACCGACGGCGCGGAACGUCCGACACUUCAGGGCCCUCAAGUACGUUCAUGAAUAUGAGGGGUAGCUCAGGCUACGGUGCCAGGGCUGAUAAAAGGAAGCGAUGGAGCGUUUGUGGAGCUGAGCGCCGUCAAGACCUGGACCUGGAAACCAUCUGGGAAGACUGA
This is a messenger RNA of Aspergillus tanneri, 984 nucleotides long. RefSeq lists its product as uncharacterized. The record is from RefSeq and is a predicted model, not a curated record. The transcript has a single exon. Bases 1 to 984 code for a protein of 327 amino acids. Lineage: Eukaryota; Fungi; Ascomycota; Eurotiomycetes; Eurotiales; Aspergillaceae.